This is a messenger RNA of Symbiodinium sp. CCMP2592, 1920 nucleotides long. Lineage: Eukaryota; Dinophyceae; Suessiales; Symbiodiniaceae. The record is from the annotation of a GenBank genome assembly.
AUGGUACUGCAAUGUUUUGAAGGCCUUUUGAUGCAGCGUUUUGCUCGCAACAGGCCGACAGGCUGCUGUAGAUCAAGAGAAUCAAGUAGCGCUUGCGUGAGCGAAACCAUUCCCAUGACGGCCGAAGGAGUCGGCUUGCUUGAUGUGGAAGUGGCAUCAGCGUCCCUGGAGUCAGAAUCAGAGUCCCCGCACGCUCCGCCGGCAUCCGGAAAGCGUUCCUGGACUUGGAUUGCUGUAGGAGCACUGGCAGUGGGCACCGUGGCCGUCGUCGCAUUUUCUUUCCACCGCCACACCUUCGAGGCCUCGGGGGACAUCAGCGAGAUGGAAAUGCCGUGGCCCUACGUCAUGGAUAUGGAUAAGGAGCCCGUGCAGGCUUCUGGCUACGAGAAAUAUUCCAGUUUCAUUUGCACACAGCAAGACCUGGCUACCGACAGCGUCUGCUUGAAGGCGUUGACAUUCGUGACGCUCAAAUGCAAAGCUGCUGGACAGUCUGAGUGCAUCCACUUUUUGCCCAAGCUUCGGAUGCUGGUCUUCCAGGCCGACAACAAGAGCUCGGUCAUGGAGCACCUGCCGAAGCUUGCCGGGUGUUGCACUCAACUGGCUGUGGAUUUGAAGGCGAAGGCUUUCCGGCAGGAUGCUGCCGGUGUGCUAAAGGGCAAACCCGAUGCCCUCAAGAGCGCGCCCAAUGCCGCCGUGAGCGAAGAUGUCCCCAUGAUCAGUGCACUUCCAACGGUCAAGGAUGCUCUCCAGGACCAGUACGAUGCCCUGAAGGGCAAAUACGAUGUGCUGAAGGGAAAAUACGAGGCCCUCAAGGACGGGCAUGAGGCCCCCACGGUCCCUGCUGCCUCCAAGAGGACCGCUGUGCGCAAGGAUCAUAAGCAUGGAGACCACGCUGAAGUGACAUGUGCAAGCCGAGAGCCCGACUAUAACCUGGACAGGGUCACGAGGCCACCACAAGAGGGAAGGCACUUCAAGUACAAUCCCAGCAAUCGCGGAGAGGCUGCCACGGUUUUUGUCAUUGAUUCCGGCAUCAAUGAGGGCCACGAAGAGUUCCGUCGCAACGAUAAGGGCAUUGUCAAGGUGUUGGGCAAGUAUGUGGCACAUGGAAAGCCGCCGGGGGAGGACAAGACACACGGCACCCACUGCGCUGGAAUCAUUGCAGGAAACAAUUACGGAGUGGCUAAGGGCGCUUCUGUGGUCGACGUUCAGGUUUUCGGAGAGGAGGGAGGUAGCUCCUAUUCCACCAUCCUGGACGGAAUGAACUUUGUCAUGGAAAGCUGCGCUGGAGGCUUCACGUCCUACGGGGACGGCACCACGCGACGCUGCGUGGCAAGCAUGUCCCUGGGCGGCCCAACGUCUUCCACAGUCAACAGCGCAGUGGAGCGAAUGGUAGCAGCCAAUAUAGUUGUUGUGGUGGCAGCUGGCAACGAGGCCAUGAACGCGCUUUAUGUCUCGCCAGCUUCGGCCCCCUCUGCCAUCACCGUGGGCUCCAUGGGAGUUUCCAAGGUUCAGGGCGGGGACUACGUGGCGAGGUACUCCAACUGGGGCCCGGCUGUGGACAUUUUCGCACCGGGGGAAGCAAUUAUUGCAGCUGAUGCCUUCAACAGCAACGAGUAUGUUCGAUUGUCUGGUACUUCCAUGGCUUGUCCCCACGUGGCCGGAGCAGCCGCCAUCCUGCUCAGCCAGCAUUCCGCCCUCCCGGCCUCCUCGAUGAAGGAGACUCUACUCCGCCUUGCAAAUGAACGCAUCACCGGUCCUUCCUGCAGCUUCGCGAUCCUGCAAGUUCCAGAGACGACCGACAGGACAUUGAUGGAUGCCGAAACGCACCAGACUUGCGACAACGACUUCAGCGUUCUCCUCGACAUGACAUCUCCUGUGCUGGUUUCCCCUUGUGGCUUGGCAAUGCAGACAAAACCUUGA